This is a messenger RNA of Acanthamoeba castellanii str. Neff, 1395 nucleotides long. Its product is annotated as carbohydrate binding domain cbm49 protein. Gene Ontology annotation, biological process: proteolysis. The record is from RefSeq and is a predicted model, not a curated record. The transcript has 8 exons. Gene Ontology annotation, molecular function: carbohydrate binding; metalloendopeptidase activity. Bases 1 to 1395 code for a protein of 464 amino acids. Lineage: Eukaryota; Discosea; Longamoebia; Acanthamoebidae.
AUGCGGGUCUCCUACGCUUGCGUGUUCCUUCUCUUGGCCUUGGCCUGCUCCAGCGCGCUUGGAGCUUGUGUGAAACCGACCAUCUCGCAGUCGAGACAGACCUCGUGGACCGAUGGCUUGGGCGUCACCUACUCCGUGUGGAGCGCCUCCAUCGCCACCGGCUCCAACACCAUCUCAUCCCUCAUUCUCUCCAUCGACCCGGCGGCCAACUCUGCCCCCAUCGACAACAUCUGGGAACUCGUGCCCAAGCCUGGGAACCCUUCGCUGUACGAGCUGCCGCAGUGGCGCCAGCAGAACGGAGGCAUUGCGGCGGGCCAGAGCCACAACUUCGGUUACACCAUCAGGUCGGCCCAGGCGGCGCCUUUCCAGGUCUCCAGCUGGAACUGCCCCGGCGAGGCCAACCCGUCGGCCUCGGCCUCGCCCUCUUCGCAACCCUCCAACCCGUCGGCUUCUCCCUCGUCGCAGCCUUCGCCUUCUCAGCCGCCUCAGAACACCGGCGCUGUGUGUCAGUCUGUGUUGGUUGUCGACAACUGGGUCAGGCGCAACCUGCCCGGCAUGACCCUGGAGCAGAUCGCCCAGAAGUAUGCCUUGUACUGGGCCGACAUCAACAAGUUCUACGACAUCCACUUCGGCAUCAACCUCAACCUGACCUACGUCCACGUCGAGGACGGCUCGUCGUUCACCGAGACCCUCGACGGCCAGGAGCUCCUGGACAGCUUCACCAACGGCCUGCGCGCCGGCGUCUUCGCAGGCGUGCCCAGUGGCGCUUGCCUUUACCACCUCAUCACGGGCCGCAACCCUUACGGCGUCGGCGGCCUGGCCUGGGUCAAUGCCGCCUGCGCGUCCAACUUCGGUGCCACCGGCUUCUCGGUCGACGGCCAGGGCGACGACGAGGGCAACAGUGUCAUCGGCUUCGCCAUCCACGAAAUUGGCCACAACCUGGGCGGCAACCACCCUGACGCCUAUCCGGCUUCGGCUGGCUACACCUGCUCGACCAACGAGGAUCACCAGUACCUGAACCCCCUCAACUUCAUCUCGGACUGCGCGACUCAGUCGAUCAAGUCAGCGCUGCCGGCGUUCAGCUGCAUGUGGUCCCUGGAGGCCAACAGCCGCGUCUCCCCCCAGGCCAUCUUCUGCAACGAGGAGAACGCCGAGGGCGAUUGUCUCACGGUGGCGGCGCACUACGGCACGGAGCAGUGCUACAACAUUCUGCCCUUCAACGACGCCGCGUCGUCCUUCCAGCUGUUCGCCGGCACCACGGGCGCCGUCGGUCUGCAGCUGUUCUACGAUCUGGACUGCUUUGGCAACAGCGUCGAGGUGCGCCAGUUCUACGCCCCGAGCAUGCCUGCGGGCUUCAACAACCAGGUCACCUCCUUCAAGUUCAUCAUGCAGUAA